AUGUCCGAGGGAACUGCAGGGGACCUGAAUCCAGGCCCGGUGGUACACCUCCAGGGUCAGGGAAGCGUGGAAGGCCGCGUGCAAGAUGGCGUCGCGCGGUUCUUGGGCAUUCCGUAUGCCGUGGCGGAGCGCUGGAAAGCGCCCAAGUCUCCGGCGCCCUGGCAGGGCACCCUCUUUCAGCGGAGGCUGGCCAGAUGCCCACAACCAGGACGCCCAAGUGCGACCUCCGAAGGCCAUAUCAUGGAAGAUGAUGAAAAUUGCCUGCAGCUGAACAUCUGGACGCCCAUGAGUGCUUUGGCGGAUUCCGAGUCGUGUCCAAAGUUGCCAGUCUUGGUCUACAUUCAUGGCGGUGGUGGCAAGUCACAUUCCGCGCACUGCCCCAGGGAGAGUGGCCAUCAUCUUGCCCUGGCGCAAGGCCUGUGCUGUGUGAACAUCAACUACCGCCUGGGGAUUUUCGGCUUUCUGGCUCACCCCGAGUUGUCACAGGAAGACCGAGAAAACAUGGCGCUGGGAGACAAAGCAGGAUCCGGCAACUAUGCCAUGCUGGAUCAGCUUUGUGCAUUGAGUUGGGUGCAGCGCCACAUUGCAAACUUCGGCGGGGAUGCGCAGAACGUCACCAUUUGGGGCUUGUCUUCGGGUGCCCAAUACGUUUCGACCUUGCUGGUCUCGCCUGCUGGCCAAGGACUGUUUCACAGAGCUGUGGUGCAAAGCUGUGCAGACCUGAACAACGUUCGACAGCUGGACUCCUCUUGUGACGUGUGGCUUGGGAAAACUGCAGAGCAGUGGGGAGAGUGCGUUGGUCAGGAGCUGGGCUGUGCUUCUGGAGCCGGCCAACUGGCUGCCAUGAGAGCCCUCCCCGCGGCUGCCCUGGUGGCCAAGACCUUCGUUGCUGCCGCGCACGACUGCUACGAGCCCGCCAUCGACCGCCGCGACCCGGAGCUGUCUGUGAAGCCCUGGUCAUCCCUGGAAGCUUUGCAUCAGGGCCGUUUCAACAAAGUGCCCGUGUUGAUAGGCGUUACGGACCACGAUGGCUUGGGCAAGGUUGAGCUUGAACAGACUCUUUUUCAGGAUGCGCGAACUCGGGAGGAGUUGGAAGCUCUCCUCAACCGGGAGUUCCCAGAGGCCUCAGCUCGCGUCAUCUCUCGUUUCUGGCCUUCGGAGGCUGCCGAAGCCAAGGCAGUCCACCAAACACUCAGCAGGCUGAGCAAUGACCUUUGGUAUUUUGCAGGUUCAUAUUACAUGAGCCAGCUCCUAGCAGAGGAAACGCCCGUGUUCUCUUAUUCCUUCGGAGGUCUGAAGCACAGUGUCCAUGGAAGUGAUGCCAUGUACUGGAGGGGAUCACCCAAGGGCACCCUGCCCGCGCUGAUGUCAACCUACCUCGCAAAUUUCGCGCCGACCGCCCAGUCUGGAAUCCGGGAUACCGGUCGCGUAUGCAUUUUGGGAACCUUUCGGAGAUGA
Messenger RNA from Symbiodinium pilosum, 1458 nucleotides. The record is from the annotation of a GenBank genome assembly. Lineage: Eukaryota; Dinophyceae; Suessiales; Symbiodiniaceae.